UGUUCCCUCCAGCAGCAGAGAGAGCUUCAUUUUCUGCUCUGCUUUUGUGCUAAAAUGGAGGCUGGCCUCUCGCCCUGAGUGGAUCGCCUUCCUGGUUGAGGUUUAGAUGUUGACAUGCAAUAAAUCUGAAGACAGGAUGGUUGUGGACGCACCCAACUCCAAUGGGCCCUUUCAGCCGGUGGCUCUUAUGCACUUCAGAGAUGUGGCCCCUGCAGAACAGGAGAAGCUCUUCAUCCAGAAGCUGCGGCAGUGCUGCGUUCUGUUCGACUUCCUCUCCGACCCGCUGAGUGACCUGAAAUGGAAGGAGGUGAAGCGGGCGGCCCUGAGCGAAAUGGUGGAGUACAUCACCCACAACAGGAAUGUCAUCACAGAGCCCAUCUACCCGGAGGUGGUGCACAUGUUUGCUGUAAAUAUGUUCAGGACAUUGCCUCCAUCGUCCAACCCAACAGGAGCAGAGUUUGAUCCUGAGGAGGAUGAGCCGACACUUGAAGCCGCGUGGCCCCACCUCCAGCUCGUCUAUGAAUUUUUCCUUAGGUUUUUAGAAUCGCCUGACUUCCAGCCUAAUAUAGCAAAGAAAUACAUCGACCAGAAAUUUGUUAUGCAGCUCCUAGAACUAUUUGACAGUGAAGAUCCCAGAGAGAGGGACUUCCUGAAAACUACUCUGCACAGGAUCUAUGGGAAGUUUCUGGGGCUGAGAGCGUACAUCCGAAAACAGAUCAAUAACAUUUUCUAUAGCUUUAUUUAUGAAACUGAGCACCAUAAUGGUAUAGCUGAACUACUGGAAAUACUUGGAAGUAUAAUCAAUGGAUUUGCCCUACCACUGAAAGAGGAGCACAAAAUUUUCCUGCUAAAGGUUUUAUUGCCUCUGCACAAAGUCAAAUCACUCAGUGUCUACCAUCCACAGCUGGCCUACUGCGUGGUGCAGUUUUUGGAAAAGGACAGCACUCUAACGGAGCCUGUGGUUAUGGCUCUACUAAAGUACUGGCCAAAGACUCACAGUCCUAAGGAGGUGAUGUUCCUCAACGAGCUGGAAGAAAUCUUGGACGUCAUCGAGCCCUCUGAGUUUGUGAAGGUGCAGGAGCCGCUUUUCAGACAGCUGGCCAAAUGUGUGUCCAGCCCACACUUCCAGGUGGCAGAGAGAGCCCUGUAUUAUUGGAACAAUGAGUACAUCAUGAGUCUGAUCAGUGACAACGCAGCCAAAAUUCUGCCCAUCAUGUUCCCCGCUCUCUACCGCAACUCAAAGACGCACUGGAACAAGACCAUCCACGGUCUGAUCUACAACGCUCUGAAGCUUUUCAUGGAGAUGAAUCAGAAGCUCUUUGACGAUUGCACACAGCAGUUCAGAGCUGAGAAAAACAAAGAGAAGGUGAAGUCAAAAGAACGUGAAGAGGCUUGGAUCAAGAUCGAGAACCUCGCCAAGUCAAACCCACAGUUCUGUACGCAUGUUCAUUCCUCUGACCUCAGUAGUCCUGUAGCAAUGGAGACGGAUGUCCCUUUGAUAGAAGAUGUACAGAGGUUAAAAAAGACAGUUGAGGAGGGCGCAACUCAGUUGCAGCACGAGCAGCGAAAAGAGCGGUCCAUGGUGAGACGCAAGUCCGAGCUGCCUCAGGAUAUCUACACCACAAAAGCCUUGGAGUCCCACCGUAGAGCUGAAGAAAUGUUGACCACCCACGAUGGGCUCUAGACCCCCCAGCAGCCCUGCCCCUCCCACCCUUCACUUCAUACCUUCYACAGCCAUGGACAUCUUCUUUGUGGGAUUGAACGGGUGAACCAUGUUUUCGUCCCCCUCCCCACCAUCUUAGUUCGUUCUUCAUUCCUGCUUCUCCAUCGCAGAAACUCCUGCAUUCACCACUCUUUUUAUUCUCUCUCUCUCUCUCUCCCCCUCUCUCUCUCUCUCUCAGGUUUAUUUUCCUUUUUAACUGACAAUGACUGUGACAUGCAGUGUAAUUUCUCGUCAUCCCCUCCACCUUCCGUGCUUCGUGUCCUACACUCGCUGUAAACAUGAAACCCAGGAGUACAGACAGCACAAUACAAGUUAAUUUGGUUUCACGUGUUCAAAUCCAACACGGGGGGUGUAGGAACAGCUCGAAUGGCUCUCUAAGGCUCGAGUCUUGGUCUCGAGUUUUCUUCUCACUCAAAAGGAACAAAAAAAAAAAAAAAGUCGAUCCGGUUGUUCAGAUGAAAGACAACUUUCGUGUCACCUUAUGUUCUCAUCACUCUAGCAGACACUUUUGUCGGUGCCAAGACUCUUGUGUUUGUUUGAUUUACGUUCUGGCCUGCAUUUGUUGGUGGUCACUGUUAUGGUUUGUUUGUUUGUUUGUUUGUUUUCCCAGCACACUUGAGACCAAACUGAGGCCUGUUCUUAGCCUUGUUCUGGAAAGACGGUGAGGAAAGGGGAGCUUGUCCUGUGGACAUCUUGACGCUUUCUGUUUUAUUGUUUAGUGCCAUAUGUCACUCUUUUAUACGCUUACUUUAAGUUCCUCGGCUACUUUUCAAGACCAGACCAUAGCAGGACGUGAACAGUUCAAACAAUGGUACUUGCUGUGUAGCUGUAGGUGAACCUCAGUGAAAACCGAGUUUGCUGCCUACAUUAUCUCAGCUUAUUCUGGGCUUGGAUGGAGCAUAUAUGGGCUGCCUACUAAAGAUUAGAGCUGUGUUUUUAUUCUAGACAUAAAAUAUAAUGAAUGGAGGUUGUCUGUUAUGCUGUUUAAAUAGCAGAGGAAUAGACCUGUACUGUUACAACUAUUAAAAUCUCCAUAGUGAGUUAAUUUGGACUUAUUUUUUAAAAAUAUUGGAGUUGCAGGAAUAAAAGAUUUUAAAUUUUCAUAAUUCAAUUAAUCGUAAUGUAAAUUUCAGUGUAUUAAACAGCAAUUUAUUUUUAAACUGAAAAGCAAAUUAAAGCUUGAUAUUUUCAGUCAGUACCAUUGUUUAAACAAAAAAGUUCUGCUAGAAAUUUAUUUUUUUAUAUCGGAUGUUUUGAUUUCUUUGUUUUGUCUCUGAUGGUUUGAAGCAAAGUCAUUUUUAUUUUCAUUCCGUUUUUUUUUUGUUUUUUUUGCUUUUGUGGCCGUUCAGAAAGCCCCAGUUCUUAAACAUGACUGGUGCAAAACAGCCUCAAAAGAUGCCAGAUGUGAAAUUAAACUGACAUUCAAACUCUGUUCGUUAACUGUAUUAAUACUGUAUUUGCUGGAAUGCAAAAAAAGAUGUAAAUUUAAMACUACCAUGUUAAACAUGUACCUUUUACCCUGGAGGAAUGCCAUCCAUCCAACCGCUUUCUGUUGUCUCGGUCGUCAGAUGAUGAAACAGUCCUGCUUGCUGGGAGAAAUGUAUUUAAUUUAUAAAACGUUGGAGGUUAGUUUUUUUAUGUUUUUUUUUUUUUUUUAGUGCUAAAAAAACAAGUCUUCUGUUGUACGACGAGAUGGUUUAGAAACUAUUUGGUGACUUGUUCUCUUACCACAGGAUCUUUAUAGGUCUUUUGAUUUAACAUAUAAUUUCUAAAACAUGUUAACUUAAAAGUGUCCUUUUGUAUGUGACCUGUACUAUAUGAUUCAUUUAUUAUUGUAUAUAUGAUUUACCUUGUUUCAUGUAGUGUUAUAUAUAUCUAGAAUAAUUUUGUACAAAUUGUCCGUCUGUACAGAAUAAAACAUCCAUAGCAAAUAAAAGAAGUUGCACCGUC
This is a messenger RNA of Austrofundulus limnaeus, 3673 nucleotides long. It is a transcript of the gene ppp2r5ca, whose product is annotated as protein phosphatase 2, regulatory subunit B', gamma a. Gene Ontology annotation, biological process: signal transduction; protein dephosphorylation. Gene Ontology annotation, cellular component: protein phosphatase type 2A complex; nucleus; cytosol. NCBI's taxonomy places the organism in Eukaryota, Metazoa, Chordata, Actinopteri, Cyprinodontiformes, Rivulidae. The coding region runs from base 107 to 1684 and encodes 525 amino acids. The record is from RefSeq and is a predicted model, not a curated record. Gene Ontology annotation, molecular function: protein phosphatase activator activity. The transcript has 14 exons.